Botrytis deweyae is the source of this 522-nucleotide messenger RNA. RefSeq lists its product as uncharacterized. Bases 1 to 522 code for a protein of 173 amino acids. The record is from RefSeq and is a predicted model, not a curated record. NCBI's taxonomy places the organism in Eukaryota, Fungi, Ascomycota, Leotiomycetes, Helotiales, Sclerotiniaceae. The transcript has 2 exons.
AUGCUCGCCGCAUUAUAUGACCAGUGUUCAUCCGCUCCAUCAACCGCACACCGCGAACACUACGAACGGGUAUUUGAUCCUUUAAAUCAACGAGCAACCUUCUCUUCAAGUUCUCAGGGUGGGUUGGAGGUACCAUUUGAAUCUCGGGCAUCUCCAGCUGAUUUGGUGUAUGAUCAUAUAUCUGCUCAUGAGUCGUAUGCUCGGCAAAACCGAGGAGCUCUAGAGUGUCACCCACGGUGCUUUUUCACGACUGUAGAUGAUAAAUCUGGGCUAGGUUCAAAUGCAGCGAAGGAGGGGGACCGUGUGGUUGUGUUGUUUGGAGGAACGAUACCUUAUGAUGUACGGUUCGUUCAAGAUUUCGAGGCUCUAAAUGUAUUAGAAUAUGGUGUUAGCGAGGUUAGUACGAGUAAUGCUCGUAGAAGACGGGUAGAGUUUGUUGGGGAGUGUUUCGUUGAUGGCUAUAUGAAUGGGGAAGCGAUACAGGAAAAGCAAGAUGAGGUUGUGGAGUUUGAGUUGGUGUAA